AGGACGGCGAAGAGGGGCUUCCGAAGAUUCCACGUCGCGCGUGCACCGCGCGUGCGCAGAAGUGGGUCGCCUUGCGUGUGGCUUUGCACGUGUGAACGACUUACUCUCGUCUCCUCCCCCUUAUUCAGUGCCAAGCGUAACCUGGGAAGGCUGAGGACGCAUGGAGUGAGCCUGCAGCAAGGGUCCAUGGCUGAAGUGCACGUGAUUGGCCAGAUCGUGGGCGCCAGCGGGUUCUCCAGCAGCAGCCUCUUCUGCAAAUGGGGGAUCCACACAGGUGGCGCCUGGAAGUUACUGUCAGGGCUUCGGGAAGGGCAGACGCAAGUCGACAACCCCCAGUUGGAUGACGUCGCCUACUGGUCCCACCCCAUCGACGUCCACUUUGCCACCAAAGGCUUGCAAGGCUGGCCCAAACUCCACCUCCAGGUGUGGCACCAAGAUUCCUUCGGGCGCUGCGAGCUCUACGGCUAUGGCUUCUGCCACGUGCCCUCCAGCCCGGGCUUCCACCGCCUGGACUGCGUGACCUGGCGCCCCCUGGGCUCCUGGCAGGAGCAGCUCUCCCAGCGCUUCGUGGGGGGCGGCCCCCAGUUGCUCAACAGCGACCUGAUCUACAUGGGGGCCGACCGCUACCGCCUGCAGACCUGUGCGAUGGGCACUGUCCACCUUCAGCUGGCCGUUCUCCUCCGGAACUUUGACCGCUAUGGCGUCGAGGCCUGAGCCCCCGUCGUGCCGUGCCUUGUCCGAGUGGAACCCGGGCUCCUCUCUUUUGCCCAAAGGCUCUCAACGCUCCUUUAUCGCCAUUUGGGGGGAAGAAAGACUUCUGCUGUCAGGGCACCUGUUCCCAGAUGGAUUGAUUGGCUGGUGUACGGGCCAAUGGGGCCUCACUUGCUCCCGCCCCGCUCCAGGACGUGGCAUCUUCCUUCUGUCGCCUGUUGAGAGGCAGAAAUUCUGCCCCUGACUCUGAGGCAGAGAGUGUGUGUGGGGGUGUGGGGGAGGUUCUAACGUGUGGCUCUUUGUCAGGGACACCCAGGAUUCCUGGGUUAUCUUCUCAGCGGCACAAGCCACGAAUGUUGCAUCCGCAGGUGUCCUCGUGUGCCUUUGGGGGGGCCUAAAAGAAUUCAUUCCUGGUGGGAUUACGGUUUCACAGAACACAGUUUGGCUGGACAUUCCCCUCCAAGAAGCAGAAAGCAACUUUGUGGUCUUUUCACCGCCCUUUGUCGUUCCUGUCCUGUGCGCUGCAGAGUUGCCCCUAAAUAAUCACUUUUCUGUAUGCACAUUAAAUGUGAAUUUUUC
Gekko japonicus is the source of this 1290-nucleotide messenger RNA. RefSeq names its product B9 protein domain 2 (gene B9D2). The transcript has 4 exons. Lineage: Eukaryota; Metazoa; Chordata; Lepidosauria; Squamata; Gekkonidae. Gene Ontology annotation, cellular component: MKS complex. The record is from RefSeq and is a predicted model, not a curated record. Gene Ontology annotation, biological process: cilium assembly. The coding region runs from base 187 to 714 and encodes 175 amino acids.